Molecule: messenger RNA, 1158 nt
Organism: Tilletiaria anomala UBC 951
Lineage: Eukaryota; Fungi; Basidiomycota; Exobasidiomycetes; Georgefischeriales; Tilletiariaceae
Product: putative arsenite translocating ATPase
Exons: 6
Coding region: 148-1122 (324 amino acids)
Biological process (GO): post-translational protein targeting to endoplasmic reticulum membrane
Cellular component (GO): GET complex
Molecular function (GO): ATP binding; ATP hydrolysis activity
Source: RefSeq, a predicted model, not a curated record
CGUCGCUUCUUGCUUCGAAUCCUUUAGGCCCCUUAGCAUCUCGAAGACGAAACAUUGCUCGGCUUGUACGCUUGAGAGUACCCAACCCUUGACUUCAAACUCGCGCUCUGUAUCCAGUCUUUUGGUGACGUCCAAGAAGCAGCAACAAUGGAGCCUUUAGAGCCAACGCUCGUCAACAUCUUGGAGCAGAGGAGUCUCAAAUGGAUCUUUGUCGGUGGUAAGGGAGGGGUCGGCAAGACCACCACAAGUUCUUCCCUUGGCCUCCUUCUGGCACGCGACCGCAGGGUAUUGCUCGUGUCGACAGACCCAGCGCACAACCUAUCCGAUGCGUUCGGGCAAAAGUUCGGCAAGGAACCCACCAAGGUCAAUGGUGUGGACAAUCUAAGCGUGAUGGAGAUCGACCCUACGGGCAGCAUUCAAGAGAUGAUCGAGCAAUCGGACUCUCAAGGCGGAGCGAUGGGGUCGAUCAUGCAAGAUUUGGCAUUCGCCAUUCCCGGUGUGGAUGAGGCGAUGGGGUUCGCAGAGAUCAUGAAGCUUGUCAAGUCAAUGGACUACGACGUCGUGGUCUUUGACACUGCGCCUACGGGUCAUACCUUACGCUUCCUCAGCUUCCCUUCGGUACUGGAGAAGGCGCUUGCCAAAUUUUCCACCCUUGGGCGAAGUCUUGGCCCUAUGAUCAAUCAAAUGUCUGGCAUGUUUGGAGGCGGGGCGCCAAACCAAGAGGACCUGUUUGCCAAGCUAGAGUCUAUGCGUGCAGUCAUUACAGAGGUUAACACGCAGUUUAAGGAUGCAGACAAGACCACGUUCGUCUGCGUGUGCAUUGCGGAGUUCCUGUCUCUCUACGAGACGGAGCGACUGGUGCAAGAGCUGACGCAGUACGAGAUCGACACACAUGCGAUCGUGUGUAACCAGCUGCUGUACCCCAACCCUGGGUCUGACUGCGAGCAUUGCAAAGUUCGAAAAGCGAUGCAGGACAAAUACCUGGGAGAAAUGAUGGAUUUGUACGCGGACGACUUCCACGUUGUGCGGAUGCCUUUGCUCACGGAGGAGAUUAGGGGCGUAGAAAAGCUCAAGAGUUUCUCACAAUAUCUCAUUGAGCCAUACCAGCCAUCAAAUGUCUAGACAUAUCGAAAUAUCAUGAUUUCUAGUGCUGCGCUA